AUGCCAACUCAGCCCCUCCUGGCAUACAUGGACGGCCUGGAUGGAAUCGCCAGCACCGUCGGAGCACAGAUGGAGAGCAACGACGCCUCGAUGACAAUAAAAGGGACAAACACCAUUUCCUACAAGAGCUUGCAGGAGAAGUUCCUCAUGCAGGCUGAGGGCUGCAUGCCCCUGGACUGCAUGUUCUGUGAUGAGACCUUCAAACACCCCGAAGAGCUGGGGAAGCAUGUCCUAACCCAGCACAGGCCCACGCUGUGUGAACCUGCUGUGCUGCGUGUGGAAGCAGAGUAUCUCAGCCCCCUGGAUAAAUGUCAGCUCAGAAGUUCACCAAACAAUGACAAGGACAGUGAAGAACUUAGCUGUAAAGUUUGUGGACAGACGUUUGAUAAAGCUUUUGACAUCGAGGCGCACAUGAAAAAGCAUAAAGAUUCCUUCACGUAUUGGUGUAACGUCUGUGGGAGGAGAUUCAAAGAGCCAUGGUUCCUGAAAAAUCACAUGAGGACACACACUGGAAAGCCUGGGUCUAGGAACAAGCACCAACAAGGGGCUGAAGGGCCCAUAACAAUAAAUGAGGUGGUGCAGGAGCACGUAACUGAAAACGUAACGUCACCUUACAAAAUCUGUAUGGUUUGUGGUUUCCUAUUUCACAAUAAAGAGACUCUAAUUGAGCACAGCAAAGUGCACACCAAAGAAUCAGUCCCCAACGGUGAAAGCCCCCAAGUGACUGCUGAAGAAGAUGCAGAAGAAACAUCUCAAAGCCAGGAGUAUUUCCAGUUCUUGAACUUGAGUCCAAAUCCGGUUCCAGAAAAGGAGAAAUCACAGAAAGCUGCGAAAUGGAUCUCUGAGCUGGAUCCUUUUACCACAUACCAAGCAUGGCAGCUGGCUACCAAAGGGAAAAUUGCAGUUGGCCACGGCCAAGUUAAAGAACCAGGGCAAGAAGGAAGUACAGACAACGAUGAGUCAUCUUCUGAUAAAGAAGAACUCUGUGAAAUUUGGAAUGCAAAUAAAGGUAGCCAGGCUGAAACUACAGGGAAGUCAAAGGUAAAUAAAAACAGCAGUUACCCAGGGAAUGGGAACUUAACCCAAGAGAAAUUGAAACAUCCAGGUGGUGAAGUGCCUUCUAUGGAGAUGGAUUCUAAAUCAUCCCAGAACAAAGAGAAACCAACACACUGCUCGGAGUGUGGCAAAGCCUUCAGAACAUACCACCAGCUCGUCCUUCACUCCAGAGUGCACAAGAGGGACAGACGGACUGAGGGAGAGACCUCAGCUGCCUCCAGGACGUUCUGUGCUGAUAUCAUUGCAAACCUGGAGGAGAACGGGGCAGGAGAACGGAUGGAAGGAGGCUCUGAAGAUGGAUCUGAGGAUGGGCUUCCAGAGACAAUUAAUUUGGAUAAAAAUGAAGAUAGCUUGGAAAGGACAAAAGUGAAAACCCUUGGGGCCUCCAGAGAGUGCAGCUACUGUGGGAAGUAUUUUCGCUCCAAUUAUUACCUCAACAUUCAUCUCAGAACUCAUACAGGUGAAAAACCAUACAAAUGUGAAUUCUGUGAGUAUGCAGCAGCACAGAAAACUUCCCUGAGGUAUCACUUGGACAGGCAUCACAAGGACAGGCAUGCUGAGAGCACAGCUGACGUGAAGGGUGACGGCAAAGCGUCGCUGCGCGGUCAGGAGUCGGCGCUGGCGGCCGAGGGAGCUCCAGAAACCAAAAACUUGAAGAGGCUUUUCGAUGGUGCCAAAGAUUCUGAGAGCUGCCCACCUGCCAAGCAGCAAAAGGAGGUGCUGUCCUUGAGCAAUGCAAUGGGCAGCACGGUCCUGUUAAAAAUGAAACCCAGUUCUAGGGAGUCGAACAAAGGUUCUGUUUGUGUCAGUUCCAAUCAGACACCUGAGAACGUGCUCACUCCUUACCCGGAAAAACUGAAGGCUGAGAGGGAAACCAAGGAAGCUCAGCCUAAUAUUCCUCAUAAAAGAGAGAGAAAGGCUUCCGUGGCAUCAGACGAAGAUGAUGUCCAGUAUAUUUGUGCUAUUAUCGGUGGGAAAAAUGUGAACGACCUGCAAGAGUGUGCUGAGAGCUACAAACACAGACCUGCUGUGGACUGUUGUGAGCAGCCCUUGGACUUGUCCAGUAAGAGCUCCCAGGAGUGCACAGUGAUUGCCACCAGAGGACUCCUGGCACCCAGCACCUGUUCCUUCUGUAACUACAGGACGUUUUACCCCGAGGUCCUGCUGAUGCACCAGAGGCUGAUGCACAAGUACAAUCCCGACACGGUGAACAGGAACGGCUACAGGCACAAGGCUGUGCCCAGGGCUCGGCGCACGGGCUGCCCCCCGGCCCUGCUGGGCAAGGACGUGCCUCCCUUGCUUCUGAAUGCCAACAAGAGCAAGGCUUCCCCAUCUCUGCAGCAAAAACCACUGCAAGCAGGGAAAGCUAAGCAGUGUCACCCUCCGCAGGGCAGAGCCCCUCCCUUCGCAGGGCCCGAGUCGAGCGGCACAGCCCCGAGUAACCUCAAGUUUCAUAAACAGCAAAGUAAUGUUGGAGCUCAGGCAAAUAACUACAGACAACCUCAGCAAGAAGUGCACUCCAAUUCCAGUGUCCCUCCAGUACUGGACAGAGUAAAAAGAAUCGACUCUAAAAUGAAAGCUGUGGGUACCCCAGUGACUCAGUCUGGUCUCGUCAGCAGCAGCACAAAUGGGGUUCUGGACUCUCCCCUCAGUGACCCUGCCUGGCCUUGCCAUCGAGGAAGAGACUAUCUCUGUAGUAAAUCUGUCAGCAAUGCAAACGUAGACUAUGGAGAAACCUCCUCCAAACGACUGAAACCCUCUCUGCUAGCUGGGGACCACGUGGACUCUCCAGUGGCUAAUUACAGGAGAUACGAAAUGAGCAGAUUUCGUGUUGCAAACAGAUAUGCAAAUCUGCUACCUCAGGAAUACUCUCACACCAAACCUGCACCCUCUGUCUUGCCAACCAAACAAGGGCUCCUCACCUCAGAUGAUGAUCCUUCCAACGUAUUGACUGUUCUCAAACCCUAUGAGCCAUAUAGCUCUGGGUCACUUUAUGGUUCUUGUGGUCCUAGCAAUGGCCAAGUCACCAGCUCUACAGGAGAAGGGAAGAGAUCAGUGUCCUACCAACACUUAUCCAGUGGUGUGCUGCAAAAGAGAAGCUACGAACCCUUCGUGGGCACCACACAUUUCCGACCCAGCGACAAGAAGAAUUGA
Molecule: messenger RNA, 3210 nt
Organism: Acanthisitta chloris (rifleman)
Lineage: Eukaryota; Metazoa; Chordata; Aves; Passeriformes; Acanthisittidae
Gene: ZNF217
Product: zinc finger protein 217
Exons: 4
Coding region: 1-3210 (1069 amino acids)
Biological process (GO): regulation of DNA-templated transcription
Cellular component (GO): nucleus
Molecular function (GO): DNA-binding transcription factor activity, RNA polymerase II-specific; RNA polymerase II cis-regulatory region sequence-specific DNA binding
Source: RefSeq, a predicted model, not a curated record